AUGGGAAAUAGGUUUUCAUUUGAGAGUGAUAGCGACAUUAUCAAGCUAGUUUUGAAAUUAGAUAGCAAUUCUCCAAGCACCUUGUUACAAAAAGUAGAAAAUCUUCCAUAAUUUAAGAGCAAAUAGUAGCUCUAGGAUGACUUAAUCUAUUUCUUUUAGGAUGAUUUUAAGAAAUUCCUGCAAAGAGACCCAUCAGAUCUGAUAGAAAUUAGAAAACAAAUUUAUGAAUUAGAUAGAUAAAAUAAUAAAACUGAGAAAUUAAAUGAGCUUAAUCUCUCAGGAUACAGAACUGGGGCUCAUAAUUAAGAGUUAACAAAUUAUAUUUAAAGACUAUUUAAUGGAGAAAAGGUAGAGCUUAAAACCAAGAGAAUUGUACUAAGUCUCAUUUAAGGACUGACAAUUCUAAUGAAGCAUGAAAAGCCCUUCUAUCAUUUUAAUACAAUCAUACCUCUUACUCAAUUAGAGAAAUUCAAUUAUGAAGUUAACAUGGAUAAAACAUUUGUAAAUGCAUAGGAUAAAGGUUUCCCUUUUAUUUUUGUUAAAAUCAGAAGCGGUAUAAGCUUUUAUAAAGUAACUGGACCUGGUGAAUAUAAAAGAAUAACAGGUAGUAUUAUGGGUGAAAGUUUUGUUGAAAGUAUAAUGCUUAAAUUAACCAGUUUUAAGGAUAUAAAUGAAGGGUUUAAGAUAGCCUUUUAAAAAGGUGAUAAUAAAAAUUGUGAUAUGACUGUUGAAGACAUUUAUGGAGCAGGCUGCGCCAAUUUAGGUAUUCCUAAAGAUAUAUUAGCCAGUAGCUUUGGUAAAUGUAGUCGUGAAGGACCAACAAGCAAGUAUAAUGAAGUAGAUAUAAUGAAAAGCUUAUUGAUUGCUAUUACUAUUAACACAGGUUAACUAAUAGGUCUAUACUCGUAAUUAGAAAAAAUUAAAAAUAUUGUUGUUUCAUCAUGGAAAAUAAAAUCUGAGGAGUUUAAUUUUAUCUUACAAAGCACAGCAGCAUUUUACUCAAAGAAUGAAUGCAUAGUUGAUUUCAUAAAAGAUUCCGACUAUUUAUCUUGUAUUGGAGAUUUAUUAUGA
Molecule: messenger RNA, 1071 nt
Organism: Tetrahymena thermophila SB210
Lineage: Eukaryota; Ciliophora; Oligohymenophorea; Hymenostomatida; Tetrahymenidae
Product: fumble protein
Exons: 6
Biological process (GO): coenzyme A biosynthetic process
Cellular component (GO): cytosol; nucleus
Molecular function (GO): pantothenate kinase activity; ATP binding
Source: RefSeq, a predicted model, not a curated record